UCCAGACUGUCAAAGCCAAAAUAUUAGUCAGACUGUCAGUGUGCUGCGGGUUAAAACUACAACAGUUAACUAUAAGGACUAUCGCUGUUAGUAUUAGUAUAUGAUAGCCUAUUGAUAAACCGCAAAAAGUUCGUUUUUUGUAGCGUUAGAUAAGUUUUAGCAAGUUUGACGCAACCUGGCUAGUAUUAGACAGAUAGCUUGUCAUUUUAGCCUAGCCAUGACAGAGAGAUAUGUUUAUUCUGCAUGUCUCGUGUCGACCACUGUGCUUUAACCUUCUCAAUGUGACCGUGGAGUAAUACAGGUGACUGUUUCUAAUGUAAAGAGCGCUGCCGGGUAAUGGUUAGCAAGUAAGGUUUAUUUAUUUAAGUAGAAAGCUAUUCUGUAACCCAAGGCAGAUUAAGGUUAGCCUGCUAGCAGCGAGCAAAACCACUGUCUAACCACCAAUCUGUUUCUGUGGAAUAAUGAGCGCCACUCAUGUUUAUGCAAGUCGCAAACGGAGGAAACCUAUCCCAAAAAGUUCACAUCCUCCACCUGAAAGCGUCAAAUCAAAUCCCUCUAAACGCCACCGGGAUCGGCUGAAUGGAGAGUUGGACAGGUUGGGCAGCCAGCUUCCCUUCCCGCAGGAGGUCAUAUCCAAGCUGGACAAACUCACCAUACUGAGGCUAAGUGUGAGCUAUCUGCGAGCCAAAAGUCACUUUAAUGUGUCCCUGAACUCAAAGAGAUCCAGCCACAUAGCAAACAACAGCAAAGUUCAGGAGCUGCUGGAGGGAGAGCUGUUGCUACAGGUUAUAAAUGGCUUUGUGUUGGUGGUCACCUCCAAUGGCACGAUCUUCUACACUUCGUCGACCGUUGAGGACUACUUGGGGUUUCAUCAGUCGGAUCUGAUCCAACAGAGUGUUUAUGAGCUUGUUCACACUGACGACCGGGCUGAGUUUCAGAAACAGCUUCACUGGGCACUCAAGCCCAGCUGCAUCCCAGACUCUGGACAGCUAGUACAAGCUUCCCAAGAUGCACCACUGCCUCAGAUGUACUCCAGUCCAGAGCAGCUGCCACCAGAGAACUCCACCUUCCUUGAGCGAAAUUUUGUUUGCAGGUUAAGAUGUCUCCUGGAUAACUCAUCUGGUUUUCUUGCCGUGAAUUUUCAGGGGCGUCUGAAGUUCCUGUAUGGUCAGAAUGAGAGGACAGUAGAUGGCAAACCCAUCCCUCCUCAGCUGGCCCUGUUUGCGCUGGUCUGCCCCGUGCAGCCGCCGUCCAUACUGGAGAUCCGCACUAAGAGCUUCAUGUUCAGAACCAAACACAAACUGGAUUUCACACCCACUGCUUGUGAUGCAAAAGGGAAGACUGUUUUGGGCUACACAGAGGCAGAGCUGUGCUACCGUGGCUCAGGUUAUCAAUUCAUUCAUGCAGCUGACAUGCUGUACUGCGCCGAGAACCACAUGCGCAUGAUAAAGACGGGUGAAAGUGGAUUGACUGUUUUCAGGCUCUUGACUAAAAACAAUCACUGGGUUUGGGUCCAGGCCAACGCCAGACUCGUCUACAAAAAUGGGCAGCCAGAUUGCAUCAUCGCCUCUCAGCGAGCGAUCACGGAUGAGGAGGGUGAGGAGAACCUGAGAAAGCGCACUAUGACGCUCCCAUUUAGCUUUACCACAGGCGAGGCUGUUCUUUACGAAACCAACCUUCCCAGAUCUCUCAAAAACACCACACCCUCUGAUCCCAGUGCCCCGGGCGACAGCGAUCAACCCAAAACCACCGGAACCCUAGACCCUGACUCCCUGCUGGGCUCCAUGCUGAAGCAGGACGAGUCUAUAUAUGUGUGCCCUGCAGGUUCAGUUCAAACAUUACCCUCCAUAGAGUGCUUAGGUAAAGAGGAUCUGGAUGUCUUCUUUACUAGUAAUCGGCAGGAGAGCAUCUGUCAGAGCUCUCUGUUCACACAGCAGCCAAUUACUGCUUCUAGAGGAGACGACAACUGUGAGAUCUUGAACUUCAUGGGGAGUUUAGGGAUCAGCCCGGAAGAUCUCAAUGAUGAACUCUUCCUUAGCAUUGACCAUGAUGAUGGCAACAACAUGAGAGACCUCACAGAUGGAGUCUUGUCCUACAUCCAGCACUCUCUCAAAAUAAAGACCAGUGAUGUUCAGGGUAACCUUGUAGGGAACCCUACACAGACCGUCACCCCUCCAUGGGAAGUGCCUGUGGUAACCUCGCAACCAUAUUUAAGCAAUUCCCUUAUGUUAGAAGAACCAAUGUCCUUCAUAAUGGAGCAUCCUGAAGCGCAGACCCAACUGCAGCAUCAAAAUAAUCCUCAAAUUCGCCAGCAAACGUUGCCUCUUACAAACAGUGGGACAGGAAUCACACAAUGUGACUGUUCACACAUAACUGUCCAAAAACAGCAGGUUCACAUCAUGAACCAAGAGACUCCAAAUCUUCCACCUCUCCUUCAACUCAGAAAUGCUCAGGUUCGUAGUAACAUCCCACACGUUCUAGUCAGCGACAGCCAGCAGGUUCCUCCUCUCUACCAGCCAGGGCUUCAGGAGUCUGAAUACUUUUACAGUGAGACGUGCCCUCUGGAAGUUGAGAACUCUUACAGAAACCAUCUCAACACUGUGUCCAUAAGUUGCUCCCAGGAGCUCUCCUCACCUUAUAUUACUGCAGGUGACACAGAUGUGAGUGCAUUCAUCACUCAGGACCUCGAAGAGCUGCUUAGCAGCCUGGACGGUGGAGGUAUUGAUAGGAAUAGGCAGCUGGGACAGAAUGUAGGGGUGGGCGUCGGACUAAGCCUGGAUCCGCAAUCUUACAUAGACCAGUUUCAGAAUGGCGGUCACAGACUCACAAACUACGCAGUGGAGAGUAACGCGACACAUCUAGCACAGCAUCCCAGCCAGCAUCAAAACAACAUGCCUCACCCAAAUCUGACUUUAGGAGGAUACUUGUGACUGCUUAGCAGACAGAAAUUUAACAAAGCCCUGGGUGGAACUUCCGUGGAUCAGAGGUCACCAUGCCCUGAGCCGGAUCUCAGUGGCCCGAGUUGUGCUGAGAGCUGUGAUCGUACACAGGAUAAACCCAUAAAAAAGGAGAAGCGAAGAUAGAUUUAAAAAAGCUUUAAAGAGCAAACAUGUUGAAAACGGGUAGGAGAGACAAUGCGUUUGAGAUGCUCGAGAUGAAUGCAGAACACAUUGCUAUCAAAUGUAUUUUACAGCUUCAUCAAUGGCUCUCUGUGCUUUAAAAAUAUAUCUUUAAAUAAGAUGUUGUUUAUCUGCUGACCUGUCAAAACUAAAUGAUAUAUAUGCACUAACUGUAUAGAAAAUAGCCUGCAGGAAAUACAAAACAAGCUAUGGCUUUUGAAAUACAUUUGUCAAAUGUGAAUUUAAAACCACAACUAUAGCAUGUUAGCCCUUAAAAUGCUUGCCUCUAUAAGGUAUAGAUGCCAAAUAUUGUACAGUAUAUGAUUUAUUACUGUGAUUUACACUACAUGGGUAGAGUUACAGUAAACAGUGGCAAUCCUUUAGCAGUAUUUACAAUUAUGAAUUGUAAAAUGUUUUGCGCACAAGUUUUUCUAUCAAAUAUAUAAAUAAUUGUAUUAACUGAUUGAGAACAUUUUGGAAAUGUUUUCUUAAAGUCUUUUGUAGCAGUGUUUAGUCAUAUUUGAGGGUAUUCACUAAUCAGGGUGUUUAGCUUUUGUUUUCUGUGACAUUUGUAUGGUGAUUUAUCAGUAUCUGAUCGUUUGUACUUGGGUGAAGCUGUUAAAGAUAAUCAGACAUAUGUAGCACUUACAUACAGAUCUCUAUAUAAACAGAUCUCAAAACUACAUAACCAAAAAAGACAUUCAUGGUUAAUUUAUCUGACUAUAUUAACCGGAAACAUGGACUUUGGUCACAUAUCAGGUAGUGUUUGGUUUUCUGCAGAAAUGUUGUAUUUAGAAAGCACUGCUGAUAAGAUUCAGUGUGUUUUGUUGAAUGACCAAAUUUGGAUGUACUUUAUAAUCUCCUGGAUCAAGCUGUUGUAUAUCUGCCUUUAUAAAAAGUGCACUUUUAUGUAUGUGGAUUGAACUUUUUCCUGUUUGUUGAUACAGGGUUUGUCAGCCCUCACUUUUUUGAUUGAAUCAAGUUUUUAUCUUUUGUCUUUAAACUGAUAUUGAUUCAAAUAUAAAGUAUUUAUUUGUUA
Messenger RNA from Misgurnus anguillicaudatus (oriental weatherfish), 4158 nucleotides. RefSeq names its product aryl hydrocarbon receptor 1a (gene ahr1a). Lineage: Eukaryota; Metazoa; Chordata; Actinopteri; Cypriniformes; Cobitidae. Gene Ontology annotation, cellular component: cytoplasm; transcription regulator complex; nucleus. Gene Ontology annotation, molecular function: DNA-binding transcription factor activity; protein dimerization activity. Gene Ontology annotation, biological process: xenobiotic metabolic process; regulation of DNA-templated transcription; response to xenobiotic stimulus. The record is from RefSeq and is a predicted model, not a curated record.